AUGACUGAAGAAUGGGUGCAAUUGCAAGCGGAGGAAAUUGAAGCUUUAAAUAGUAUUUUUGAUCCGAAACAAUGGAAACGUGAUGAGAACGAUAGUCGAAGAACAUAUAUAUUAACUGUCGAUCAUCGACCGGAAAGAGCGAUUAGUUUAGAAGUGACGUUUGUUGAUGGCUAUCCCAUUGAUGUACCAAUGGUUUACAAUAUCCGAGGACCAUGGCUACGAGGUGAAGAGCGAAAGCAACUAACAGCUGUCCUAGAAGAUGUUUACAUGUAUGUUUACAGCGUUUCGUUAUUCGGAAUGAACGUUUUUGAUAGGGAUAAUAUUGGUAAGCCGAUAGUAUUCUUAUGGGCUGAUGCAUUGCGAGAUUUUGUUGAUAGAACAUCUGAUAAACACGAAAAUGAUACUAGUCAGAUAAGUGAACUAAUCGAUACUCAAUCUGUUUCAACAGUCGAUAAAUCAUCAUCGGAAAAAGAAAUCGUCGUGCCACCCAUCUAUAGUGACGAAUCAUUCGAAGAUCGAAAAAGUGUCUUUCAAGCUCACUUAAGUCCAGUGCAUAGUAAAGAGGAGGUUCAUUUGGUUCUCAAUAAAUUAAAAGAAAACAAGAAAAUCGCGAACGCUACACACAAUAUCUAUGCAUAUCGGAUUUGGGAUGACAAACGUAAUAUUAUUAUGGCUGAUUGUGAUGAUGAUGGAGAAACAGCUGCAUCAAGUCGAAUGCUUCAUCUGAUGGAUAUUUCCGAAGUCAGGAAUGUAUUAGUCGUUGUUUCAAGAUGGUACGGAGGCAUUCAAUUGCAUAAUGAUCGAUUCAAGCAUAUAAAUAAUGCAUGCCGAACAAUUCUACUUAAUCAUGGUUAUAUAAAAAAAACAUCGGACGGAACAAAGUGCAAAUCAAAUAAAUAA
Molecule: messenger RNA, 900 nt
Organism: Adineta ricciae
Lineage: Eukaryota; Metazoa; Rotifera; Eurotatoria; Adinetida; Adinetidae
Source: the annotation of a GenBank genome assembly